AUGCCGCCCGAUCGACAACGCGCUACACGCAUAGUCCGCGUCCGAACCGGAUGCUGGUCCUGUAGGCGGCGAAAGAAGAAAUGCGAUGAAGUCCGACCGAUGUGCGGGGGCUGCAGGCGAAAUGAUCUUAGUUGCCAGUGGCCCACCGCUAAUGGGAAGAAUUCCGACCCGGCUAGCCACGUGUCGAGGAUCAGCGAAGAGCGGUGUUCAAGCCCCUUGAGGGUUAUUGAAGAAUAUAAAAUGACCAAGUCUCCCAGUCCUGCAUCUUCGCAUCGUCAAUCUUCUGUUUCGUCGAGUGGUGGCUUAUCGGGAAUUCUUGGAGAGGCUGAUCAUGCGACCCACGAGAUAACGGAUCGCCGGGAUUCGAAUACGACCAACAUUUCGGAAAUUUCGGAUAUCAGCAGGACUGAUAAUGCCCUUAUACCGAAUAUGGCUGUUGGAAAUGUCAUGCCGAGGACGAUGUCGAUGCUUCCUGGCUAUGACCCGGAAUCGUAUACAUUGCUGAGCCAUUACCUCAGCACUACGGCUGACUGCAUGGCAAACGGAACAACCCCCAUCAACCCUUUCUUGGUUCAGAUUGUUCCAUUGGCAUUCACGAGCGACUUGUUAUUACAGCUUGUGCUAGCCCAGAGCGCUGCGCACCGGGCAUUCCGACGCCGAGAUGAGUCUGAUGCUGUUGCUCAGUCUCACUAUACUAAAGCCAUCCAGCUGUUCCGACAUGGCGUGGGUGAAUUCAUCGAGGGAAAGGAGUCAAAUCCUUUAAUGCUACUUGUCGGGGCGCUUCUUAUGUGUUUUACAGAGACCGCGAAGGGGGACAUGACAGGAACUAUCUUCGACCAUUUGACCGCAGCGAACUCUCUCCUGGUGAAGCUUCUCGAACAGAGCGACACUGCAGUUCCCCGAGAGCUGAAAGACUUCGUGAUCGAAUACUACGUCUACACCGCAUCUGUCAGCAUGAUCUCGGUCGAUGCGCGACUAAGCAGACAACUCUUCCUAAAUUUCGAUUUGGAGCAACGGGCUCGCGAACUAUUGACCCUUCGAUAUGUCGGAAAUUUGUGCGGUUGCUGGUUGGAGCUACUACUGUUAAUCCCCGUCAUUUUCGAUCUCGGCCGGCAAUGGAUGAUGGAAGACCAGGUUAGCAUGCCGACCGCAGACGACAUGGCCAUGUUCGCUUCAAUACAAGCCCAGAUCCUACGAUGGGCUCCUUUCCCAUUCGUUGAACCAGAAGUCUUCAUGGCAGGCUUGAUCUUUCAGCAAGCCAUGUUGAUUUACCUAUACACGUCUUUGGGGGGUUACAAGUACACGCGUGAUGGGAUGUACAGAGGACUUAUUCAAACCGCAGUGACUGAGGCAAUGUCUUACUUGGAUCAAUUAUCGCCCAAGGCACGCAUAAAUUCUGGGAUGUGUUGGCCUAUUGCCGUUGUCGGCUCUUGUCUGGAGACCCCCGAGCAGAAGGAAUGCUUCGGAAGCCGCCUCGUUGUGAUGUCGAACCAUUUUGGUCUUGGAAAUAUGCAUCGCACACACCAAUUGCUUGAGGCGAUGUGGGAACUACCGCCAUCAGAGGCAGGGCCUUGGAAUAUUUGCCGGUCCAUGCAACAGAAACAAAUUUGGAUAUCAUUCGCUUGA
Penicillium pulvis is the source of this 1626-nucleotide messenger RNA. RefSeq names its product Zn(II)2Cys6 transcription factor. The transcript is spliced from 2 exons. Gene Ontology annotation, molecular function: transcription cis-regulatory region binding; zinc ion binding; DNA-binding transcription factor activity, RNA polymerase II-specific. The record is from RefSeq and is a predicted model, not a curated record. Gene Ontology annotation, biological process: positive regulation of transcription by RNA polymerase II. Gene Ontology annotation, cellular component: nucleus. The coding region runs from base 1 to 1626 and encodes 541 amino acids. NCBI's taxonomy places the organism in Eukaryota, Fungi, Ascomycota, Eurotiomycetes, Eurotiales, Aspergillaceae.